GGCCUCGAGCCGUCCUGGGGGUGCGCUUCGAGGGACGACGCGGCGGGCAGGCCAGGGCUCCCGGAGCGGCGCGGCUGAGGACGGCUGGAGGCCGGGGAGGAGGGAGAACGCCAUGGCUGGGAGGAGGGCGUGGGGUGCGGGCAGGCAGCGCCGGCUGCUGGGGCUGCUGCUGGCUGUGGCCGCCACCCACCUCCUCGCCUGCCCCUACGCCAAAGUGGAGGAGAGCUUCAACCUGCAGGCCACGCACGACCUGCUUUACCACCGGCUGGAUGUGGACAAGUACGACCAUCUCGAGUUCCCCGGAGUGGUCCCCAGGACGUUCCUCGGGCCGCUGGCCGUGGCGGUGCUCUCCAGCCCUGCGGUCUACGUGCUGUCCCUGCUGGAAGCGUCUAAGUUUUACUCUCAGCUAGUGGUCAGGGCUGUGCUUGGACUCGGCGUUGUCUUCGGACUCUGGACUUUACAGAAGGAAGUGAGACGGCAGUUUGGAGCCACGGUGGCCACCAUGUUCUGCUGGGUGACGGCCACACAGUUCCAUCUGAUGUUCUACUGCACACGGACGCUCCCCAACGUGCUGGCCCUGCCUGUGGUCCUGCUGGCCAUCACGGCCUGGCUACAGCUGAAGUGGACCCGCUUCAUCCGGCUCUCAGCCUUCGCCAUCCUCGUCUUCAGAGCCGAGCUGAGCCUGCUGCUGGGCCUCGCGCUGCUGCUGCUUCUCAGCUCCCGGAGGCUCUCUGUGGCGAAGGCCCUGCGCUGUGCCGUGCCGGCCGGGCUGCUCUGCUUAGGACUGACGGUGGCUGUGGACUCCUAUUUUUGGCGCUAUCUCGUGUGGCCGGAGGGAAAGGUGCUCUGGUACAACACGGUCCUAAACAAAAGUUCCAACUGGGGAACCUCCCCGCUGCUGUGGUAUUUCUACUCGGCCCUGCCCCGCGGCCUGGGCUGCAGCCUGCUCUUCGUGCCCCUGGGCGCCGUGGACAGGCGGGCGCUGGCGCUGCUGCUGCCCGCGCUGGGCUUCGUGGCGCUGUACUCGCUGCUGCCGCACAAGGAGCUGCGGUUCGUCAUCUACGCCUUCCCUCUGCUCAACGUGGUGGCCGCCAGGGGCUGUGCCUGCCUGCUGAACAGUUACAGGAAGUCUUGGCUGUAUAAGGUGGGGUCCGUCCUUGUGAUAGGACACCUCUUGGUGAAUGCCACAUACUCGGCCAUAGCCCUGUACGUGUCCCACUUCAACUAUCCCGGUGGCGUGGCCAUGUGGAAACUGCAUGAGUUGGUGUCUCCCAGGACAGAUGUCGUUCUGCACAUCGACGUGGCUGCCGCACAGACCGGUGUGUCCCGGUUUUUGGAGGUCAACAGUGGCUGGAGGUAUGACAAGAGGGAGGACGUGCGGCCUGGGUCAGGGCACAUGCUGACCUACACGCACCUCCUCAUGGAGGCCGCCCCUGCGCACCUGGCCCUCUACAGGGACACGCACCGGGUCCUGGCCGGCAUCGCAGGCACCACUGGCGUGAGUCUGAACCUGACCACGCUGCCCCCGCUGGACGUGAACCUGCAGACAAAGCUGGUGCUUCUGGAGAGGCUCCGUGGGCUUUCCUGAGCAGGGGCCGGCGUUCUUCUGAGGACAUCGGAGCUCCAUCAGCGUCCCUGCAGAGGAGACCAUACAAGAAACAGCAGAACCGCGGACGUGCCCUGGACGGAGGCCUGAGGGAAGAGGCCCAGCUCCUCCAUGGCUGCCCAAGACCACAUGCGGUCACAGCGGCAGGGACCGCAGGCCUUGCCCUGCACUUCGGCCGCUGCCCCUGGGCCUCUUGGAGCACCCGAGAAAGUGCCCCCUUGGAGGGGUAUCCUGUGAGUCUUUGUGAAGAUGGACAGUGGGAACCACAGUGCCUGCUGCCCCCUCCCCUGCCUGAGCUGCAGGACGAGGCCUUUGUGGGCACAGGCAUGACAUUUCCAUCCCACACAAAACUGGGGAAUUCAAAGAGGAACAAGAAUAAAAAUUUAGAUGUUUCUUUAUUAGACAUCUCACGAGAAGUAACAUUGCCAGAGACCCCCUUCACAUAGGUUGUCUUAAGUGAUAGUUUUUAUAUCUUUACGCUUUACUGAGUAAGAAGUAUUUACAAGGUACCCGGAACGUAUCCAACACCACCGGGCGCGGAGCACAGUGCGCAGAAAUGAGUGUUAUUGCACAUGCGCACUUGGGCACGUGCGCUCACCACGCACACAUGCCACGUAUACUCCUGCCACGUAUGUGCCGACACCACGUGCACACGCACCACAUGCACUUGUGCCACACGUAGGCACCAGGCACCCCCACUGCUCAUGUGCAUAAAGGCUGCAUUUUCUGAGUCGUUGGAGAGUGUUGCCUAUGGCACGGCCUUGACCACACGUGCCCCAGCGUGUCCCAGGAAGGAGGCGAUGGCAUUUCCUACCUGUAGCUGCUGUGUCAUCCACAGCACCGACGAGCAGCGUGUGUGCUGACUCGUCCACUGGGAGGACCUCCUCCAGCCUCUCCUGCCUUGGUGCCCACUGAUGGUUGCACGGCGGCUGGCCUUGGCCGCACUCCCGCCUUCCAGCUGGUGCCCAACACUCCGCAAGCCAGCCCCGCCUUUCCCCUUUUAUCUGUCAUCAGUGUUUAUUAUCGAUGUGUUAUUGGCUCUUGUCACUCACGUAUAACGCAUCAGCAUUCACAUAUUUGUCAUCGGUUAUCAGCAUGCGUCUGUGGAUUGCCGCUGGGCCUUAACCGUCUUGAGUCAUACCCAACCACCGUGGUGUUCACGCUGCACCAAGUUCACACGGGCUGUGUGUUGUGACACACCCUGGCGUUGCUGUGUUUUGGAGUGCUUCCCUACUUCCUGGUACAAGGCUCUUAGGCCUCUCUGUCCCAGCCCCGAAAUCAGCUGUGUGAGGGGCUCUGAUUCCUUUGGUGGGGAAUGGUUGUAGAGACCAAGGUCUGGGUGUGAAAUGUGUACGUUGCUCUCAGGAUGUCUGUUUUUAGGUCCUCUCUGUGGAUGGAGCUGGGGAGGAUGGGCAUGCCCGCACACAGACCUGUGGACACAUACGUGUGUGUGUGAGAAACCCCAGUGCCAGGCUGACCUUCCAGCUCCCCGGUCUCCGUGGGCUGCUUGUUCUGUAUCUGCGCCCACCCUCCGCAGUGAGAGUCCCAACUCCAGCAAUUUCCCUGUGUUUGCUUGUUGGCUUGGCUACACAACUGCAGGUUUGUAGGCAGAUCCAGGGUCUUCAAAUUCCUUGGAGGAGCCCUCCUGCUUCCGUGUGCUGGUUUUUCAUUUGAAAUGUAACCGGGUUCACAUCUUUCUGAUAGCAUUCGGUCUCAGGAUCUGACUCCCCACGCUCUCCCACGCUUCCAGAAAUUGAACUGCUCGCAAAGGCACACUCAGGGACAGCACUCCCUCUGGGCCUCCUCCACGUUUUUAUAACUAGUGUCACUGCUUUCUGGUUUAUCCUUUCUUUUUGUAAAGAUGAGCAGAUACAUGUAGACUUCAUUCCCUUCCUUUCUAUGUGCUCUUUUGCACCUUUUUUCUUCUCCCAGAAAUCCCCCCUUCUACCCAGAGGCUUCUCGCACAGUACUCUGCUGUGUGAGUGUCUGCGGUUCACUCAGCCAGGCUCCUGUGUGUGGCACUGGGCUGUUGCCUGAACUUGACAACUUCACACCAUGCUGCACGUGUGACCCCAGACGUGUAUUUUCAUGCUGUGUGAGUGAGGUGUGUCUUUAUGGUGAGUUCCUACGAGCGGGAAUGCGAGCUCUCGGGGAAACGUGUAUCAGUUUAGCUGGGUAUCACCGUGUCUCCCUUCCCAGGGCUGGCAGAGCGUUAACACUCACCCCUUGUGCUCUAAUGGGGGAGCCGUGGGGUCUCUGUGGACUUCUCUUUAUUCCUUCAGGAGUGAAGGUGAACCUCUUCAUAGGAUGAAGAAUCAUCUGGUUUUGUAAGUUGUCUGUUCACAUAUCUUUUCUGUCUUCCAUUGGACUUGGGUCAUUUCCCCCUCACUUUUUAUAAAAACUCUUCACUUUUUGGGGUGUUUACCCUUUCCAUCCAAUAUAUGCUGCAAAUAAUUUCUCCUUGUCUUCUGACUGAUUAUGAAGCACUUUCCUGGGCACGAGUUUGCUCAGUUUCACAUUUGCACACGUGUUUACUGCGCUUUUCUUGACCCACUUCCUAUUUGGGAAGAUUUUCCCACGCUCGGGCUCCGCCAUGUUUUCUGUCAGUCACUUCUGCCUGUAGACUUCAGAUCCAUUUGAGGUCACUUCCGUUUGUGUGAGGGGUGGACCUUAUUUUAUCUUUCUCCACAUGGCUGUCCGCCUACUGAAGGGCCAUCAUUGCCUCAGAGAUUUGAAGUCACAAACAAUAUCCACAUUUCAAGUUCGGUCAAUUUUGAGAAAAGCCAUUAUAACUCUGUGCAGGCUUUUGUGAGGCUCUAAGAUUCCAGCUCCUUUGUGUAAAUAAGAGUACGUUUGGUUUUAUAAGAAACCACCAAGCUGCCUUCCAUGGUGGCUGCACCACUCUGUGUCCCGCCAGGCAUGCUGAGAGCUCCUGCUGCUCCCCGUCCUCCCAGCACUCGGUGUUGUCGGUGUCCUGCCUCUGGGCUGUUCUGACAGACGUGCAGUGGCGUCUCGUUUUCAUGGUGCAUUUGCUGGGUGCACGUCGCUGUGUUUGCUAAUAUCUUUAAGACUCUUUUUCAAUGGGAUUUUUUCCCUACUGUUGCGUUUUAAGGGUUCUUGGUACAUUGGGGAUAACAGCCCUUUUUCAGAGGCAUCUUUUGCAUGUUUUGUCCUGCCCUGUGGGGUGUCUUAUUCUCGUGACUUGGAUCUUUCAUAGAGCAGAGAAUUUUAAUUUUAACAAAGUCUAGCUAUCAGUUCCCUCUUUUUGUGCUUUUGGUGUUGUAUCUGAAAAGUCAUCUCCAGGGG
Molecule: messenger RNA, 4912 nt
Organism: Enhydra lutris kenyoni (northern sea otter)
Lineage: Eukaryota; Metazoa; Chordata; Mammalia; Carnivora; Mustelidae
Gene: ALG12
Product: ALG12, alpha-1,6-mannosyltransferase
Exons: 10
Coding region: 113-1588 (491 amino acids)
Biological process (GO): protein N-linked glycosylation
Cellular component (GO): endoplasmic reticulum membrane
Molecular function (GO): alpha-1,6-mannosyltransferase activity
Source: RefSeq, a predicted model, not a curated record